Molecule: messenger RNA, 570 nt
Organism: Cicer arietinum (chickpea)
Lineage: Eukaryota; Viridiplantae; Streptophyta; Magnoliopsida; Fabales; Fabaceae
Gene: MT-1
Product: metallothionein-like protein 1
Molecular function (GO): metal ion binding
Source: RefSeq, marked validated
AAGGUAAACAAGUUCCCACCUAGAUUGUUCUUUUUGCAAAUUGUGUUGUGUGAUUUUAUCUGUCUUUUGAGAAUAUGUCUGGCUGCAACUGUGGAAGUAGCUGCAACUGUGGCGAUAGCUGCAAAUGCAACAAGAGAUCAGGAUUGAGCUAUGUCGAAGCCGGCGAAACCACAGAGACGGUGGUUUUGGGCGUUGGUCCGACAAAGAUCCAUUUCGAGGGAGCUGAAAUGAGUGUUGCAGCUGAAGAUGGUGGCUGCAAGUGUGGAUCAAGCUGCACAUGUGACCCUUGCAACUGCAAGUGAGGUGCUUAUAACAAAUGAAAGCUUGAAGCAGAUAUGUGUAAUUGUGUGUAUGGUAUGGUACACAUAUAAUGUAUAAUAAGAAUGUGUGUUUGCUUUGUUAAAAUGUUAAAGUGGUCACGGAUCUCACCUUUAGCAAAUUGAAAUGUUAUAAUUAGAUUUUGUCGAAGGUGAUAUCAGAGAAUUGUUGUCUUUCAUGUGUAAGCAAAUAUAGCUAAUAUGAAUCAUAAUUCUCUGCUUCUUCAAUGAAAUAAAUCUUUGCUUAUCAUAG